UCAAUGCUGUGGCACAGAGAUCUCAGCUCGAACCUGAACACAAUUUUUGCUCAAGGACUACGUGGUGCUGAGCGGGGAUUUCUUUAGAUAUUCUGAUCACGAGGACCACUACUGGAGUGGGUAUUUCACCUCACACCCCUUCUACAAAAGUCUAGACAGGAUCACGGAGUACCAUGUGAGAGCUGGAGAAAUUGCCUUCGCCUUAGCCAUGGCAUAUGUUUGUCAAUUUGGUGUGAACAGUUUCCCGUCAGAACCUAUGAUGAAGAACUUGGUGUCUGCUCGCAGAAGUUUGGGGCUGUACCAACAUCAUGAUGGAAUUACUGGCACUGCCAUGGACUUUGUGGUGGUGGACUAUGGGAAAAAGUUGUUGAAAGCCAUCAUGGAUUUAAAGAGGAUGAUUGUGGAGUGUGCCUAUUUACUCAUGGUGUCCGACAGGAAAAGCUACUCCUAUCAGGAAUUAACGUCUGUAUUUAACAUUGAUGAAUACAGAAUGUUCCAUGAUUCAAUGCCAGAGAAGACAGUUCUGCGAUUGAGUAACCAACCUCAGUAA
This is a messenger RNA of Liolophura sinensis, 550 nucleotides long. Its product is annotated as alpha-mannosidase 2x-like. NCBI's taxonomy places the organism in Eukaryota, Metazoa, Mollusca, Polyplacophora, Chitonida, Chitonidae. Gene Ontology annotation, molecular function: alpha-mannosidase activity. Gene Ontology annotation, cellular component: Golgi membrane. Gene Ontology annotation, biological process: protein deglycosylation; N-glycan processing; mannose metabolic process. The coding region runs from base 209 to 550 and encodes 113 amino acids. The record is from RefSeq and is a predicted model, not a curated record. The transcript is spliced from 4 exons.